AUGGAGUGUGCUCGGAAAAAAUUGGAAGACAUUGUGGCCAAAUGCCAUACGGAAAAUAUUGAUGUUUUGAAAAUCGAAAGUAUUAAUAAAUUUUUGCUGGAAAAUAAAAAAUCAUCGAGUCAUAAGGAAAAAUGGUUGAAAUUUUUGCUGGUGACAAGUUUGCUGACAUAUGCCAUUAAUUAUUAUUUUACGGAGUUGCAAUCGAAGAGAUGUACCUUUCAAAUGCCUAACCUAAUGCGUUACGCCUUUCGCCCCCCUGAAAGUUGUACGUUUUGUGAAAAUGUGGAUCAAAUCGAGAGGGUCUCCAAUAUAACACCCCAGGAAUUUGAAAGAAAAUAUGCAUAUUCCGCAAAACCAGUGAUUGUGGGGGACGCCACCAAAAAUUGGACAGCAUUGGAGAAAUUCAACUACUGGUAUUUCCACGAUGUCUACAAUAAUGCUCAGCGCAAAGAAAAAAUAUUGGAUUGCCAAUUUUUGCCAUACAAAACGGGAUUUCGUGAUAUUUUCGAAGCUCUAGAUAUGCCGGAGAGUAGAGUGGAAUAUUUCCAAAGCAACGAUGUUCAAGGUGAUGUACAAAAACCAUGGUAUUUUGGGUGGAGUAAUUGUAACCCCGAGACGGCAGAAGAAUUUCGGCGACACUAUGGAAGACCGUACUUUUUACCAGAGACCUCUGAAAAUAAUAAUGUGGAUUGGUUUUUUAUUGGCACAGCCGGAUUGGGAGCGCAUAUGCAUAUUGACAAUGUCCGUUUACCCUCGUGGCAGGCCCAACUCUCAGGCAGUAAACGUUGGCUAUUGGCACCACCACCCGAAUGCUAUUUCAAAUGUAAAUCCUUUGAUGCCAUUGUCAAUAAAGGCGAUAUAAUUGUUUUGGAUACAAACAAAUGGUAUCAUCAGACAUUUGUGCAACCAGGUGAAAUAAGUCUCACAAUAGGUGCGGAAUAUGAUUAA
Messenger RNA from Musca vetustissima, 948 nucleotides. RefSeq names its product bifunctional arginine demethylase and lysyl-hydroxylase psr-1-like. The record is from RefSeq and is a predicted model, not a curated record. The transcript has 5 exons. Lineage: Eukaryota; Metazoa; Arthropoda; Insecta; Diptera; Muscidae. The coding region runs from base 1 to 948 and encodes 315 amino acids.